GAGCCGAGGCGAGCGGAGCCGAGCCGAGCUGAGCCCGAGCGGAGCCGAAUGCAGCGAGCGGCAGCGCGGGCGCUGCGCGGGGCGCGGAGCCCCCCAGUGCUGACCCCGCCGGGGCUCACCCAGCCGGGGCUCACCCAGCCGGGGCUCACCCAGCCGGGGCUCACCCAGCCGGUGCGGGCGCGAUCGGCCGCGGCGGCGCCCCCGCCGCUCGGGCUGCUCUACGAGCGGCACGGGGAGGCCGCAGCCGUCGUGCAACUGAAGGAUCUGGAAGUGCCCAAGCUGGGGGACUGUGAUGUCCACGUCAAGAUGUUGGCAGCCCCCAUCAAUCCUGCCGACAUCAACAUGAUCCAAGGGACCUACCCCAUCCUGUCACCGCUGCCGGCCGUGGGAGGGAACGAAGGUGUCGGGGAGGUGCUGGAGGUUGGGCACCGUGUGACAGCUCUGAAACCUGGGGACUGGGUCAUCCCUGCGAACGCCGGGCUCGGGACGUGGCGGACACGGGGAGUGUUCCCUGAGGAGAUGCUGCUGAAAGUGCCCAGUGACAUCCCAGUGCUCUGUGCUGCCACUCUGAGCGUCAACCCCUGCACGGCGUUCCGUCUGCUGGCUGACUUCGAGAGCCUGGUGCCCGGUGACUCUGUCAUUCAGAACGCCGCCAACAGCGGUGUGGGCCAGGCCGUCAUCCAGAUCGCCAGGGCCUCCGGCAUCAAGACCAUCAAUGUGGUGAGGGACAGACCUGAUCUCCCUAAACUGGUGGAGAGGCUGAUGGCCCUGGGUGCUGACCACAUCGUCACAGAGGAGAUGCUGAGAAAGCCAGAGAUGAAAGAUAUAUUUAAGAGCAUCCCAAGGCCCCGGCUCGCCCUGAACUGCGUCGGGGGCAAAAGCACCACGGAGAUGCUGCGUCAUCUGCAGCCCAAGGGGACCAUGGUCACCUACGGGGGGAUGGCAAAGCAGCCUGUGAUGGUGCCUGUGAGUGCCUUCAUCUUCCGGGACGUGCGGCUCCGCGGGUUCUGGAUAACACAAUGGCGGAAGGACCACGUGCAGGACCAGGAGAGCGUGGCUGCGAUGAUGGAUGCCCUGUGCCAGCUCAUCCGCGGGGGCCAGCUCACGGCGCCUGCCUGCACCGAGGUCCCGCUCCAGGACUACAGGGCAGCGCUGGAGGCCUCCAUGAAGCCCUUCGUGUCCUCCAAGCAGAUCCUCCUCCUCUGACGUGGAGCCCUGUCCUGUUCCACAUGCUUGUCCACAGACUUGAGGGGAGAAAAGACCCUCCAGAUUGAUUGAA
Molecule: messenger RNA, 1279 nt
Organism: Vidua chalybeata
Lineage: Eukaryota; Metazoa; Chordata; Aves; Passeriformes; Viduidae
Gene: MECR
Product: mitochondrial trans-2-enoyl-CoA reductase
Exons: 10
Coding region: 49-1206 (385 amino acids)
Biological process (GO): fatty acid metabolic process
Cellular component (GO): mitochondrion
Molecular function (GO): trans-2-enoyl-CoA reductase (NADPH) activity
Source: RefSeq, a predicted model, not a curated record